Herpailurus yagouaroundi (jaguarundi) is the source of this 1107-nucleotide messenger RNA. It is a transcript of the gene LY6E, whose product is annotated as lymphocyte antigen 6 family member E. Gene Ontology annotation, molecular function: acetylcholine receptor inhibitor activity. Lineage: Eukaryota; Metazoa; Chordata; Mammalia; Carnivora; Felidae. Gene Ontology annotation, cellular component: plasma membrane. The coding region runs from base 193 to 603 and encodes 136 amino acids. The transcript is spliced from 4 exons. The record is from RefSeq and is a predicted model, not a curated record.
GCCCCCCGCCCGCCGGAGCGCCGACUCCGCCCGCCGUUCCCCGCCCGCUCGGCUGCCGGGAGUCCGGGAGUGUCGUGCGAUUGGGCGCCAGGCUCGGGCAGCUCGGCGAGGCCGUGGACCUGCGUCUGCCCCGCGCAGGGCCACUUUCUUUGCCUUUGUGAGACCCCAGACAGGACACCUGUGUUCUCCAGUAUGAAGGUCUUCCUGCCCGUGCUGCUGGCUGCCCUUCUGGGUGUGGAGCAAGCUCACUCCCUGGUGUGCUUCUCUUGCACGAAUCAGAACAGUAAUUUCUACUGCCUAAAACCAACCGUCUGCUCGGACUCGGACAACUACUGCGUGACCGUAUCUGCCUCCGCCGGCAUCGCCUUGUCCUCCCGCCUAGGGAACCUGGUGGACUUCGGCCACACCCUGAACAAGGGCUGCUCCCCGAUCUGCCCCAGCCCCAGCAUCAGCCUCGGCGUGGCGUCCGUGGGCACCUCUUGCUGCCAGAGGUUCCUGUGCAACAUCAGCACGGCCGGCGGGGGGCUGAGGGCCAGCGCCGCCGUGUUGGGCCUCGGGCUCCUGCUCAGUCUGCUGUCCGCCCUGCAGCGGCUUGGGCCCUGACCGCCGGGGCCCCCUACAGCCGGCCCAGACUCCCCCAGCUCAGGAAGGAGGGCCCGGCCCCUCUUCCUUUGACUCGUCACCCUGCUCGAUCCCAGUUCUCCCCACCCUCCCCGCGUCCCGGAAGGGCGAGCUUGCCGUUGCCACAGGUGACUGUGUAAACUCAGCUGUGUGGACGCGUGUGCCGGGUGCCCCGGUGGCGUGUGUGCGAGUGUGUGGCCGUGUCCGGGCCCGUGUGUGUGCGGGAUAAGUGCCAGGGGUCCGGCAUUAGCAGCCGCCGAGCUCCCCGAGUCCACACCAGAACUUCUUUUCUCUGGCAUCUCUACGCCCCACGUUAAGGGUAGCCUUUUGGAAGACGGGGUUCCAGUGCGUCUGGGCUUGACUGCUGGACCCAGGAAUCGGUUCCCACCCCCAGCUCCAGCCGCGGCCCCCACCCCCUCCCUCCACCCCAUACUGGAGUCUGUCUGCUGCCUCGGUGCCUCAAAUAAACGCGUGUUCCCAACCCUU